CUUAGUUUGUCCCAUGAGCUUCUAAUCUGACCACUCACUCAUGUUAACAAAAAAUAAAAACCUCCUGCUUUAUGCUUAAGUAUGUUAAAUGCAGAAACAGUUUUGAUUCUGUAACCAUAAUUAUGUGAUUUUUCCUGUAGCGUGCAACGUGGAUUGACAGAACUAGGGCAGUGCCAGAGUUGCUCCCCAGGGUUUUAUUGUUCAGUAGUAGGCCUGACUGCAGUUAGCGGACCUUGCCUGCCAGGUUAGAUUUGUGAAACAUAUCCUUUAUUUUUCUAACUUUUAUUAUACUGCAGUCUUUAAAUAUGACCCUGUUGAUUCUGGCAGGUUUUUACUGCAGUGAGGGAUCGCCUAGCGCAGCCCCUGUGUCUGCUGUGUUUGGUGAUGUUUGUCCUCCAGGUUAUUACUGUGAGAGUGGCAGCGCUGUGCCCACGCCCUGCCCGGUGGGCACUCACCUUUCUGAGAGUGGUGGAAAGGGUGCAGAGGACUGCAUGCCUUGCCCUGAUGGGAUGUUCCAGGAUCUGAAAGGCCAAAGAGAGUGUAAACCUUGUCCUCCUGGAUUCUACUGCCCCACAUCCACCCAGAAAUCUAAUGUCAGCAGCACUCCAUUGAUCUGUCCAGAGGGCUAUUAUUGUCCUAAUGAAACACGGCUAGGCAGGCCUGUCCCUUGCCCCAGAGGCACAUACAGUAAUACCCGAGGCCUUUCAGCAGAUGAGUGCGUGGUCUGUCCAGUGGGCUAUUUCUGUGGUGCACAUGCACUUGUCCAGCCAUCUGGGCCGUGUGACCCUGGAUUCCUCUGCUUUUUGCGUGCCACAGUUCCCAACCCCAAUGACAACAAAACAGGAGCUCUUUGUCCACCAGGGGCAUACUGCCAGCUGGGAGUCAGAACUGGUACUGGACAGAGCUUCCAAAACAUUCUACAUAACAAUGAUAACACUGUACAGAAAUCAACAUUCUGAAGAGAUUUUGUAAUGGCAGAAUGACUUGAACAUACACUAAUUUCAUUGUUGUGCCUUCCAGGUGACUGUUCUCCAGGCUACUACUGUGACUGGGGAUCUAGUAGCCCAGAAGA
Molecule: messenger RNA, 1072 nt
Organism: Ictalurus furcatus (blue catfish)
Lineage: Eukaryota; Metazoa; Chordata; Actinopteri; Siluriformes; Ictaluridae
Product: signal peptide, CUB and EGF-like domain-containing protein 1
Exons: 3
Coding region: 306-959 (217 amino acids)
Source: RefSeq, a predicted model, not a curated record